AUGAGCCCAUCGACACCAGAAACUCCACUGAAUCCUCCACAGCUAUCCACUACCCACCUCACACCACCAACACUCACACCCACACCCCCACCCACCCUCGACGCCACGCCAUACGCGAUAUCCACAACAAAAAAAGUGGCGCAAACUAGUGACUGCAUCACUCCAAGAAAAGACCAGAUCCUCCACCCUUUCACUCAAAAUAACCAAGGCGAAACUCAGCAAGGCCAAUCACCUAGUCCCCAACUAUAUGGCCAAACUCUAAUCCAUACUGUGUCCUCUCACCCAUCAUUUCCACUCAAAGCUUCCUCUCUCAAUUUACCAGGUCUCAUCGACCCUCCAUUCUGCCCGCCUCCUCGGCCUCCUGAAUCUCUCUCUCCAUCCCUAUCCUCAUAUCACAUAAGCUUCCCCCCUUCCCUCACUCAAACUGUCCGACUCGUCUCCAACGGGCGACCCAUCAUCUCUCCUCCUCUCUCUCCUCUUACACUCAUCGUCGCUCUUGUUCUCUUCGUUCCGGAUCCUCUGAACACUGUCGUUCUCCGCUCAUCUCGUGCACUCUCAGUCCAUAAGGCGAUCCGUCUCCACCACCCACCUCAAUUCCUCUCUUCCCAUCCAUCCCAUUCUCAGCUUGUCUCGCAACUACCCUAUAUGUCAGUGUCUCUCCAUAUUCCUCCCUCUCCCUUAAUCCUUCAUCCCUCGCUCCUCGCACCGUCUCAUAAACUAUCCUCUCUCUCUCACUCUCUCUCUGCUCUUACUCUCUUCCUCUUCUCUCUUCUCUCCCCACCAAUCUCAUCUCCUAUCUCAUCUAUCCCCUCCCUCUUCCUCCCCCUAAAGAUCCAAGCUUCUCCUAUCCUCUCAGUCUCAUCUCACCUGGUCAAAGUCGAGACCGCCCUCACAUCUUGGGGAGAUCUCUCAUAUUCGUCUCAGAAACCUUCAUCCACUCUUCCGCCUACCAAUCUCUCCUCUCAAACCCUCUCCCCGCCCACCUCAAGUUCCCCAUCCCUCCGUCGCCCAAGCCACGAUUCAAAUUUGCGCUCAUUACGCCUCAGUAUUCAGCUUUUGCUACGCUUCGAUUUUCAAAAGCCCUCAUCUCGGCCUUCUGCAAAUCUCAUUCCAUUUCACUACAGGCGCUCCUAUAUAUCUCUUCCUAUUCGAACAAAUCCUAUACACUCGGUCUGUCCUAUUAAUCUCCCUCUCGUAAUCGCCUCUCUCGCAUCCUUUCGUCGUCAUCUCUUCCUCAUCUCAGGACAUGAUUCCUACUCGGUCCCAAUCGAUCUCAUUCGGUCUAAGUUUUCCACUCGUCAAUCUGUACAACAUCGUUCUGUACUCCAAUACUCUCAUACUCCUAAUGCCAAAAAAAACACACACCAGAUAACACCCGGCCUCCCCGCAACCACCUCAGCCAAUUCCAUGAGGCCAAAACCCAACCACCCCGGCCGAUAUCAUACAACGACCCCCCUGACCCAACACCUCAGAGAGCAUAAACCCCAAACCACGCUCCUAAUUUCAAAAUCUGUCAUUACUUCAUCCGUUUCAACUAUGCUCAUACUCUCUCUUCUGACACUAUGCCAACCCAAACCCAACGCCCAAUCACUCGUAGCCAACGCCACCCCCCCCCCCAAGCUAGAAAAAUACCCAGCCCCAACAGAGCCCAAACCCACCUCUCCUCCCCGCGGACCCGGAACCCCAACACACCUCUCUCUCUCACUAGAAUCUGCAAUAGAAAAAGCCCACACCAAAACGCCCCUCAUGUCUCCACUCAGAGUCCAAAGUACGGGUACCGAUUCAAUUCCACCAAAACGAGCAACCCACACCAGUAACAAGAAAACUAAUCCACAUAGCAGACCUCGACCCGAACCAACCCGCGAGACUCUCACCUCAUCAACGGCAACCCGGCGGACACCUUCCCACCGCCCCCCCCCUUCCCCCCUAAGAUCCCCUACCACUCGACUUAACGUCCUCCCAGGAACCCGCUACCCUCGAGAUAUUGAACACCUCGCUCGGGUCAUCGGUCUCAGCCCAACACCCGAUUCGACCCAAACCACAUUCCAAUACAAAAUGCUCAUAGACCUCGGCUUCGCUCAUACUUCAAUCCCCAAUUACUACAUAAAUAUCCGAAGCACUAUUUCCACCUAUACUUCUAAAAUUCAGGCCGAACAGGACAACCCGGCACACACCCCCCGAGGCCAACCCAACAAUCCCCCGAUCCCCGACCACAUCAACACCCGGUCUCCCCUAGCCCGUAUCCCACACCUGACCAACCCCGCCUCUCGAGUACUCAAUCAAGCCUCAUCUUAA
Messenger RNA from Nezara viridula (southern green stink bug), 2295 nucleotides. The record is from the annotation of a GenBank genome assembly. NCBI's taxonomy places the organism in Eukaryota, Metazoa, Arthropoda, Insecta, Hemiptera, Pentatomidae.